AUGGCGCCGCUCACCACGUCGCUCGACGUCCGCCUCCUCUCCUCCACCGCCGACUCGGCUCGCUAUGCCGGCGCCCUCGAUGGGGAAUGGACGAUUGGCAGUGUGCCGAAUGGCGGCUACACUCUCUCCGCCAUUCUCAACUGUGCACAGCAGUUCCUGCGCCUGCUCCCCGCGCCGGCAAAGGGAGGCGAGGCCGCGCGCCACGUCGAUCCCAUGCACGUCGCCGCCACGUAUCUGGCCGCCGCGGCGGCGGCGCCGUACGAGUGUGGCGUGCGCGUCGUCAAGCGCGGCAGGGCAUAUACGCAUCUGGAGGCUGAAUUGGCGCAGCUGGUGAGUGGCCUGCACUGCACUGCACUGAUGCUGCGAGCCAAUUGA
Tilletiopsis washingtonensis is the source of this 375-nucleotide messenger RNA. RefSeq lists its product as hypothetical. NCBI's taxonomy places the organism in Eukaryota, Fungi, Basidiomycota, Exobasidiomycetes, Entylomatales. The transcript has 2 exons. Bases 1 to 375 code for a protein of 124 amino acids. The record is from RefSeq and is a predicted model, not a curated record.